UGGUAGCUUCGGCACCCCUUCGUCCGUCCUUGCUCUCUUUCUCUUCUUCUUCUUCUCCCCUAAGGUACGAUCCGCUUCCGUUCAAUUCCCCGAUUCCGAUCCCAGAAGACGGAAAACGCUUCCCGCGCUGCUCGCCGGAAUUGAUUGAACUGUUCCUCCUCCUGCUGGAGCUCUAGGAUUCUGGCUUUUGGUGGGGUAUAAUUGGAGCAGCUGUUCCGGAUUGACAUAAAGUCGCCGCUGGCGAUGGUAUUUGAUCGGACCGGCUAGCGGCGGUUGAUCCAGAAUUCUCGAAUUUGCAAUGGCAGCUGCUGGCGAUGAGGAUCCCGAUGCCGUCCUUAGUGACGUGGAAGGAGACGAUCCGGUGCCAAUCACCAUUUCGGAGCCCUCCCCGGAGGACUUAUCGGUGGAGAGGUUCCGGGAGCUGAUGACAGAGCUCGACCGCGAGAGGCAGGCCCGUGCGGCCGCGGAGAACUCUAAGUCCGAGCUGCAGGUCCAAUUCGGCCGCCUGAAGGCGCUCGCCCACGAGGCGAUUAAGAAGCGGGAUCAAUGCACGAGAGAGAGGGAUGAGGCCCUGCGCGAGAAAGAGGAGCUUCUGCAGUGGAAGGAGAAGAUAUCUGCGGAGUUGGAGGAUGCUAGUCGGGUGAAAGAUGACGCUUUGAGCCAGAAGGAUCAAAUCGCGAGACAAUUAGAUGAGACGGUGAAGUCUAAGGAUAACUUGAAAUCGGAAAUUGAGAGUUCUGCUCAUAUGCUCGUGACUGGCAUUGAGAAGAUAUCGGGGAAAGUGAGUAACUUUAAGAAUUUCUCUGCGGGAGGAUUGCCGAGGUCGCAGAAGUACACAGGACUGGCUGCAAUUGCAUACGGAGUCAUUAAGAGGACUAAUGAGAUUGUUGAGGAGCUUGUUAGGCAGGUCAAUGUGGCAGAGAAGUCCAGGAAUGAAGCGAGGGAACAGAUGGAGCAGAGGAACUAUGAGAUUGCAAUUGAGGUUUCACAGCUCGAAGCGGCCAUCAGCAGGUUGAAGGAAGAGGUUGCAAAGAAGAGCGGUGCGUUAGAGAGUUUGGAGAAGGCUGUGGGCGAAAAGGACGAGACAAUUGCUGACACUGAGAGAGUGAUGAUGGAGAAAGUGAAUCUGUUGGAGAGGGAGAAUUCUGAGUUGAAAGAAUUUGUCGGGGAGAUUGAUGAUAAAUUGAAUAGUUUGGAAUCGAGGAUGGAAAUGCUAAGACCCUUUUUGAUUGAACAGCUGGAUUUUGUGACGAAGAUUCAUGAAAAGGCUUGUGAUGUUAUUAAGAUAGUUGACGCCAGUAAUUCAGAUCAGUCGGACUUAUCCGGAUCCCUGUUUCUCCCACAGGACACAGAUGUGGAGGAAAAUAUACAUGCUUCAUUAGCAGGGACGAAGUCCAUUUAUGAAUUGAUGAGGGUUGUCGUAGAAAAGACUAAGGAUUUAGUAGACGAGAAGAAUCUUGAGAUAAAGGGUAUAAAUGAAACAGUAGAUCGGUUGGUGAAGGAAAAAGAGCAAAUCGGAUCAUUGCUUAGAAGCGCGCUUUCAAAGAGGAUGGCAUUGGACCCAUCUUCUCGAACCAAUGAGUUGCUUCAGGUUGCUGAGAAUGGCUUAAGGGAGGCCGGAAUUGAGUUCAAAUUUAGCAAACAUUUGGGAGAUAAGAAAGCUUCAGCUGCCACUGAAGCAAAAACGCUGGAGAAGCGAGAAGAUGAAAUAUACACUUUGGCUGGUGCUUUGGAGAAUAUUAUUAAGGAAUCUCAACUUGAGAUCAUUGAUCAAAGACAUUGCAUAGAGGAGCUGAGGGCAGAGUUAAGUUCACUUAAACAACAUGUAGAGGCACAAGUGAAGGAGCUCAAUAACAGAAAGCUUCGGAUAGAGGAACUGGAAGAGAAGGAGAGGGUGGCAAACGAAAGUAUCGAAGGGCUGAUGAUGGAUAUUGCCUCUGCCGAAGAAGAAAUAGCUAGAUGGAAAGGAGCGGCAGAGCAAGAAGCUGCUGCUGGAGGAGCAGUCGAGCAAGAAUUGACAGCACAGUUGGCCACUCUCAAGCAAGAGCUGGAGGAGGCAAAGCAGGCCAUGUUGGAGUUUGAAAAGAAGCUGAAAUUCAAGGAAGAGACGGCGGCCGCUGCCAUGGCUGCAAGAGACGCAGCCGAGAAGUCGCUGAGGUUGGCCGACUUGAGAGCCUCGAGGUUAAGAGAUAGGGUAGAAGAAUUGACCCAUCAACUCGAGGAGUCCGAAUCGCAGAGGGACGCCAGGCGGUCUAGGAACGGUCCACGGUAUGUGUGCUGGCCUUGGCAAUGGCUCGGGCUGGACUUUGUGGGAAUCCAAAGAUCCGAGGCCCCACAACAGAGCUCUAACGAGAUGGAGCUUUCCGAACCAUUUUUAUAAUGAUUUCACUAAAGAAAACCCACAGCUUUCAUCUGAUGUAAUUAUUUCGACGCUGUUGAGCAAAAAAGGAGAAAUCACGAGUGCUUGCAUUAAGUUGCUUUGUUCUUCAUAAAGGUCUGCGUUGUUCACUGA
Messenger RNA from Punica granatum (pomegranate), 2512 nucleotides. The record is from RefSeq and is a predicted model, not a curated record. Lineage: Eukaryota; Viridiplantae; Streptophyta; Magnoliopsida; Myrtales; Lythraceae.